AUUGACAAAAGGCUCUACGAAUUUAAAACUGAGCUUCUUCAGAAAUAUCUCGUCUCUUCAGUUCCUUUUCAAGAACUCAAUUUUCCAUAUUGAAUUUUGAUUAUCCAGCCGCAUAUUCAUACACAGUCGAAUAAACACUUUCUUUCACCAUGGAUCGCGGAUUAAACGAACUUCUCAAAUGGAGUGUCGAGAACUCAGAAGCCUCAAGACAAUCCAUAGCAAACAUCAACGAUGACCCGACCUCGGUGCCACCUCCGACAACUCGCGGCCUGAACGAAGAUGCCUUAAGGGCCUUGAUGGGAGGACCAUCCGACGCAGACCUAAUGAAAGAAUCUAUGGCGGCUUUGCUGUCGGACGAAGUAGAUUUGGAGAACAAGAUGGUCGCCUUUGACAAUUUUGAGCAACUGGUGGAAACAAUUGAUAAUGCGAAUAAUAUGGAACCGCUAGGUUUAUGGUCACCUCUUGUGGGAUUGCUGCAGCACGAGGAAGCUGAUAUGAGGCGCAUGGCUGCAUGGUGUAUUGGCACUGCAGUACAGAAUAACCAAAAGGGUCAAGAUAAAUUACUCGUUCUGAAUGCCCUCCCUACACUGGUGUCACUUGCCACAAGCGAUUCCGACUCCAAAGUCCGCCGAAAAUCUGUGUAUGCACUUUCAUCUGCUGUCCGCAAUUUCCAGCCCAAUAUGGAUGAAGUCAUGUCGCAUCUACCUGCUGAAUAUAAGACAUCGGACCAUGUGGAUGCAGGAGACAUGGAAGCCAUUGACACAAUCUUGGAUAAGCUUCGAGGAGCUCCUAUCUGAAUGUCUUCAUGGAAUGCGGAAUAUAAUCACUGGAAGGAUCCAAAAAACAUCUGAUUGAAGCUCAUGCCGAGCUUCUCGCCAGGGCCAGAGGCGGAUGGACCUUUGGACAGACUCGCUUCGUUUCAACAAGCCAUGUCCGUCGAAAAAUUAGUACUUGGCUAUGAGUGCAUUAGAAAACCAUAUUGCCUAGGCACAGUGCCUGGAUACACGGUCUUAGAAGCAUGGAUAUGGGGGGACUGGUUUGGGUAUCCCUUUGAUAGAUGAAGAUGUAGUAUUCAAUUUGAAUACCGUUGUUUCCGC
Talaromyces stipitatus ATCC 10500 is the source of this 1097-nucleotide messenger RNA. Its product is annotated as Hsp70 nucleotide exchange factor (Fes1), putative. The transcript is spliced from 2 exons. The coding region runs from base 150 to 797 and encodes 215 amino acids. NCBI's taxonomy places the organism in Eukaryota, Fungi, Ascomycota, Eurotiomycetes, Eurotiales, Trichocomaceae. The record is from RefSeq and is a predicted model, not a curated record.